CACAAAGCUACAAAGAACCACUCGGCCUUCCUUUUGCGAGAAAAGAGAUUUACCUUAUCGCACGAGAUGUCGUUUGCAAUACGAAACUCUGCUAGAUUUGUUUCAGGAUUGGUGGUUGGUGCGAGGAGACCAAGUUGUGCUUCUGUUCACUGUUCUCACAUUACCGCUGGUAGCGAGACUCCAAUCUCCUUUCACGCACGGUUCAACGGCGGAUUUAACCGCCCAAAAUCGUCGACCAAAGUAAGGAGAUCAAAAUAUCGUGAGCACCGACCAUCGUCUCAAGAAAAUUCGUCGUCGACCAUCCGUCGGGGUGGAGUUCCGCGCAACGGCAUUCACCGCCAUUCUCAUUCCCAUUUGGACAGACGGAGCUUAGUUAAGAGAGAAACAGAGCGGGUUCAUAAAGGGCCAAUUCCAAAAGAUGUUUUGUUAGUACGGAAGAAAGUUCCACUUGAAAAAAAGGAAUCAUUCAACAUUCUGGCUCUGGCGCUUUCUGCUACAGGGCCGAGUCUUUCGAUUGAAACCUACGCAAAAUCGGAGUCAUCUCUUCCAGCUAUGAAAAUUCAAAGGAGCAGCUUUCAUGCAAAUAGUACAAGUGCUCCGGUCCAAUUUGACAGUCGCCUUAAUGGCCAAUGUGAGGACGAUUGGAAUGAAAAUGAAGUAACCGAUAUUAACAAAGACGUUCCGAUUCUGGUCGGUACCGAGUCUUUAAAUAAAUUCAAAAGACCGAAGAAGCGGCACGGCCCUCCAGCAAAGAAAAUUCGCGACCGCAAGAAGCUAGGUCUAGAAAAUGGAUCGAAGCAAACAGAAGCCAGCGAGAGUACGGUGCGGGAUCUAGUAGAUGAACCGAAACAAAAGGAAGUCAUCCAAAGUAAGGAUUCAAAGAACACAACGAAGCGGACCAAAGUCGACGAUAGAAAGGGGAGGUUCUUAGCGAAAGGACCGAAGCAACCAGAAGCUAACAAGAAGCGGGCACUUGUAAAGGGAUUAAAUCACACAGAAACCAGAGAUAUCAAGACUAUGGGUCUAAGCGAUAGGAAAAGACGGGCUCUAGUGAAACAAAAAGCACUCAACAAUAGGAAGAAGCUGGGUGUUGUGAAAGAAACGAGGCCAGGAGAAGUAAGCGAUCGAAAGAAGGGGGCUGUAGCGAAGGCACGGAAUAACAACUUAUCCAGCGAGAACAACAAAUUAGCCUCAAUAAAGGCCGAAAACUCCGAUGUUAACAUGGAAAAAGGUGCUGUGAAGCAUGCGCCAUGGUGGAUGAGUCGAAAAUCAAUUGAUUCGUCUGUGUCAUCUUCUUAG
This is a messenger RNA of Phaeodactylum tricornutum CCAP 1055/1, 1299 nucleotides long. RefSeq lists its product with no specific name. Lineage: Eukaryota; Bacillariophyta; Bacillariophyceae; Surirellales; Neidiaceae. The record is from RefSeq and is a predicted model, not a curated record. The coding region runs from base 67 to 1299 and encodes 410 amino acids. The transcript has a single exon.